AUGACCCCGCAGUCACCAACGUCGCACGCAGAGCGGCCCAGGGGUAUUCUCAAGAAUUCUAAUUCUUACCGUACGCCAACCUCCCCCACCCACGAUGCCCCACCAGCCACAAGUCCCAUCCGUGAGCGCCCGCAACUUGGGCGCGAGUUGUCGGAGAAGGAAAUUGUGCUAGAGAACACGCUGCGCAAUGCAGGUCCCGCCGCCCACCGCCGCUCGUCCUCGAAUGCCCGUGGUCCUAUCUCACGACGCCAGUCGGGCGUCGGCUCGCAUGUCGAUGAGAACAACACACAACUCAAGUGGGACGAGACCAAUCUCUACCUCAACGAGCAAAAUCGCGACAGCACCAUGAAGAUCGACGAGCCCAAAACACCCUAUGCUAAGCAGUACGAUCCACUGGAGGACGAAGAGGAGAUCGAGAUGCUGAAUGCGGAGGACCUCAAAGUCGACGAACUCGAUGCGAGAUCCAAGCGAAAGCCCAAAAUGGACGACAUUCCCGAUUUCGAUCUGGGCGAACCUGAACUGCAGGCGCGAGGGGCAAUGACGCCUGAGAGCGAGAAACGGGUCAUGGUUGAGGAGGGAGCUGAGGAGGAUACGGGAUACCAUGGCGAGCUUCUCCCAAAUGCGACACAGGAAGAGAGGGAAAAACAUCGCCAGUUCGAGAACAUGCGCAAGAAGCACUACGAGAUGAAAAACAUCAAGGACAUACUCGGCCACCCAGAAUCUCUCGAAGACGACCAAUAG
Dothidotthia symphoricarpi CBS 119687 is the source of this 741-nucleotide messenger RNA. RefSeq lists its product as uncharacterized. Gene Ontology annotation, biological process: regulation of signal transduction. Lineage: Eukaryota; Fungi; Ascomycota; Dothideomycetes; Pleosporales; Dothidotthiaceae. The transcript has 3 exons. Gene Ontology annotation, molecular function: protein phosphatase inhibitor activity. The record is from RefSeq and is a predicted model, not a curated record. Bases 1 to 741 code for a protein of 246 amino acids.